CAUCGCCAGCUGUGCGGAUGCAAAACCGACCCAUCUAAUACAAGCAUCCAGCGCGAAAAUAACCUUGGUUGCAAAUAAGACACCUGGAAGCGACGAGCAGUUGCAUACUCGUAGCACUUUGACUUGACAGUGUUGCAUUUGAGGGAGGCGUUCAGCACAGUCCCUGGCCAACUUUUAUGUGACUUUCUUGGCUAUGAAGGGGAUCUGUAAGCAAUUGGUAGCUGGUCUGUUGCUAAGGCCUAAAUAUUUGCAGAGUGUUCCCCGCGUAACACUUAUUUCCAAACAAUAUUAUGGCAGUGCCGAAAGGCCGUCACGUCUGGUCAAAUCAGAAAAAUCUUGGCGGAAGCAAUUUAGUAUAACGACGGGAUCGCCAGCUUCGCUAAAACCCAAUGACAUCUUGAGCAAAAUCAAAGAGGUUCAAAGUUCGUUUGAUUCAGAACAAUACACGGAUUUACUCGCCAAUACGGAAAAAACCGUUGUUAUACUGUCUACUCCUUCGUUUUCAACGUGGCUUGAAAAUGGCCCGUUUAUCCCAAAUCUUCUUCAAACAAUAUUUCCGGCUGCGCCGGAUGCCACAGAGGUAGAGACUAUCCUGGGGGUGGUUGACGGCUUGGCACCCCCCAAUAUCUCCGACUUAGAGAGUGAUAGGAUCACACCGACAGAGGGGUUCGGUAUUUCCAUCAUUCUAAGCAAGCCAGGGGAAUAUCAAGGCGAACGCAGACUCAAGCAAAGCUCCGUGGACUCCAGAUCAAAUCCGACUGAUAGCUCAAGCAUCACCGUUAGAAUCCAUGAUCCAACGGUUGUCGAGCCUACGAAGACUGCUCAGACUCAGAAGCAUUCAGAUAUCACCAUGCCUCUCGCUAACACGACUUUCCGUAACGGGCGCACAUCCACACUUCUUGAAGUGCGUUGGAAAAGAAGCUCUCCGGAGAGCCAAUAUGAGCAAACUGGAAGUAGUGAGCUAGAGUCUUUGACCAUCUCUGAUACCUUCUCUGGGAAGCUAUUCGAAAACUCCACCAGCAUCCCCCUGGAACCUAUUACCGAGACCAGACAUGUCGCCAGCGGACUCGGGAACAUAGUGCGAACUCUCACGGAUGCUAGCGGGAAAGAAAUACCGGCAUCUAGUGAGCUUGAAGCGAGUGUGGUCUCGUAUCUGUCGUCGCGAGGAUUGCCGGAGCAAACAGUUGGCGUAUGGGCCUUGGUUUUUCCCGGUGAAGUCUAUGAAUCCGACCUUGGUAAAUGGGCCAAAGACUACCCUACUCGCGUCUGGGAUGCGAUAAGAAAUGGAGCUAGCCUCCACCGUGUCGUAUCUGGUGGUGGCGGCUGGGGAAUCAAAGCAGGCCUCCUUUCUCUCGACCCUGAAACACAGUUCGGUUCUGGUGAAGCUCGAUAUGACUUCUCCCAGCCAGGAUCCGCUCUCGACAGCGACGCCGAGCAGACGCGAGCCCUUGGCCAAAUCGCAAAAGCAGGGACUUAUAUACAGUUCUUAAUUGCGCACCAGCAACUGGAUCAAAUUGCUGGUGCAAUUCCGCCUCUAAACAAGGCUGAGCAAUUGGAGCCCCGCAAGGUAGAUAGCACUACCCCGUCGAUUCUGCUCGGCUGCAUCCCAUCCACCAUCGAUGAUAUUCCAUUGCCGCCCUUGGAGAUGUCUGGGGACGAAGCACGGAAGGGACUCGCAGUGGCUUAUAACCAACUAAGCAUACUCUCUGAGAAGGGUCUGUAUUUACGCCGGGAAGACGCAGAGCAGACCAAUAUCCCAGCUCAUUUCACCAGAGUCGACAUUCCUGGUGGAGCUAUCAGAGGGCAGAUGGGACAAGAAGCUGAGAGCUGAAUCUUUAGUGCGUUAAUUGAGCGUGUAAACAUAGUGUGAUAUAUAGACAUAUAUAAGCAUGUACGAUAGAUAUGAUGGAAUUUUACGAGGGC
Molecule: messenger RNA, 1923 nt
Organism: Pseudogymnoascus verrucosus
Lineage: Eukaryota; Fungi; Ascomycota; Leotiomycetes; Thelebolales; Thelebolaceae
Exons: 3
Coding region: 194-1831 (545 amino acids)
Source: RefSeq, a predicted model, not a curated record